Messenger RNA from Linnemannia hyalina, 2733 nucleotides. Lineage: Eukaryota; Fungi; Mortierellomycota; Mortierellomycetes; Mortierellales; Mortierellaceae. The record is from the annotation of a GenBank genome assembly.
AUGGCCGCCGACCUAGGAGAUGAACAGAAAUCGCAGGAUGCCUCCAUCGCCACCUUCGUCUCUGCCCUGCUCUUCAAUGGAGCCGUCGGUAUCGCCAUCUACUUUGCCUUCUCCAUCAUCCGCAACUGGAACAAGCGCGUCUACCAGCCCCGAACCUAUCUCGUCAACGAAGAGAUACGGUCACCGGAACUUGAGGGUGGGUUACUGAAAUGGAUCAAUGCGUCGAUCAGAGUCCAUGACAAUCAGCUCGUCGACCGUAUUGGUCUCGAUGCCUACGUGUUCCUCCGCUUCCUUCGCAUGUCUGCUAUCUUGUUCUCGGGAUUCACAUUGAUCGGAAUCCCCAUCCUCAUCCCCUUGAACGUGAUCAACGGAGUCGAUUCACGGCCUGGGGAGGAUGGUCAGUUACCGAACCAGACCCCCAGUCUGACACGACUCGCCAUCGGUAACAUUGCCGAUGGUUGGCGUCUCUGGUUCCAUCUCGCCUUGACUGCCCUUUUCUCAGGAGCGACGAUUUACAUGUUGUGGAUGGAGAUGCAAGAGUACACCCGUCGUCGUCACGCCUACUUGAUGAGCGAAAAGCACGCCAAGACACCCCAGUCAACCACCAUCCUCGUCACCGCCAUCCCCAAAGGUCUCAACACCGAAAAGGCCCUCUUUGAAAUCUUCAACCGUUUCCCCGGAGGCGUUCGCUCGAUCUGGCUCAACAAGAACCCCAGCGAACUCAUCAAACUGUGCGAGGAGCGCGACGAAAUUGCCCUCAAACUGGAGGCAGCCGAGUACAAUUUCGUCCAGUCUGCCUACAACCAAAAGAAGAAGAAGGAUGUGGACACCAACGAACCCGUGCGCCCCAUCGGCAGGACCUCGGCCGUGCCUUUUGUCGGACCCAAGGUCGAUCUGAUUGAAUUCUACAGUCAACGGCUCUCAGAGCUCAACCGUCUGAUUACCGAGGGCCGCAACGCUGGCGCCUCUUCAACCCUCAAUUCGGCCUUCAUCCGUUUCCACAAUCAGUUUGCUGCCCACUCUGCUGUCCAAACCGUCGUCCACCCAACACCCUUCCGCAUGGCACCCAUGUUUGUCGAAGUCUCGCCUCUUGACGUUGUCUGGGAGCAUCUCAACCUUGACACCGUCAAUAAAAAAGGUCGCCACAUGAUUGCCACGGCCGCCGCGUCGGCGUUGAUCCUCCUCUGGACCUUCCCCGUCCUGUUUGUCACCGGUAUUGCAAACCUCGACGCCCUCAUCAAGUUACUGCCUUUCCUCAAAUUUUUGAAUGAUCUGCCCACUUCCAUCAUCGGUAUCAUCCAGGGUAUCUUGCCCCCCUUGUUCUUGGCUAUCCUCAUGGCCGUGCUCCCUAUUAUCCUGACCGCAAUGUCCAGGUUUGAAGGACACGUCCGCCAGAGCGCGAUCACUUUGGCUGUCAUGAAGAAGUACUACUUUUUCCUGAUCGUCAACGUCCUCCUUUUGACGAGUCUCGGAAACGGUGUGAUCCCAACCCUCCAGAAGCUCAUCAAGCCCGCAGGCGGUAAUGGAAUCCAGUUCAGUCCCAUGGAUGUCAUCACGAUUCUUGCCCAGACUUUGCCCGCCGCCUCAACUUUCUUUGUCACCUACGCCCUUCUCCAAGGUCUUACUGGUCCCGCGAAGGAGCUUCUUCAGAUCGCCCCUUUGGUCCUCAACUAUCUGUUCACCAAGGUUCUUGCCAAGAGCCCCCGCCAGAUCUGGAACGUCCAAGGCAGACUCAGCUCGGUCAACUAUGGAACUCUGUUCCCUCCCCAAGUACUGAUGUUCUCCAUCGGCAUGCUCUACUCGACUAUUGCGCCUAUCAUCCUACCAGUCGUCGCCUUUUACUUUACCAUGUUCUACUUUGUCUACCGCCACCAGUUCCUUUACGUCUACUACACACCUGUCGAAACUGGCGGUCUUGCCUUCCCCGUCGCGGUCAAGCAAACAUUCACAGGAAUCUUUAUCUUCCAGACCACCAUCUUUGGCAUCUUUUUGUUGAAGCAGUCAGAGCUGGACGUCAUCCCUCAGCUGGUCAUCCUUCUCCUCCUGAUCUUCGUCACUGCCAUGUUGUUUUCCAACUUGAAGGAGGCCUUUGACCCCCUUGUCACCUUCCUCCCUGUUGCGUUGUUCUCCAAGGACUUGAAGGUCAACAGAGCUGGAUAUGUCACGGACGGAAGCGAGGAGAAGCCAGCUCCAGGAGAGACAAACGACGAGGAGUUGGCUGGCGACGGCGAAAGUGGACAUGCUCUGGCAAUGACCUACCUCCCCCGUAUCAACGAGCCCACCGAUGAGAAGGCUCAUCUCGGAGAGAAGCAGGAAUACGACGAGGCUGCUACGGUGUCUUCGCAGCUCCCUGGUGUCCCUACGCCCAACCCUUCGCUCCACGGUGCUGCCGCCUCAGGCCUUAGCCAGACUACCUCUCAGCAGCAGAAGCAAAUGCAGAUGCAUCAGGAUAUGCUGCCCGAGGAGCCAGUGUCGGCCGAGGAAGCAGAGUUGCUCCGUCUUCAGGAGCAGGCCUACUGCCACCCAUCGAUCUACAGCCAACAGGUGCCCAUCUGGCUGCCCCGUGACGAGCGCGGAUUGGUCGAUGAGGAGAUUAUUCGCUUGUCGGCUAUGGGCGUUAUUGUGGCGACGACGGGUGCUGACAUGGACCCCGCGACGGGCAAGACCCAUGUCUCUGGCAUCAUUUUCGCCCCUGGUGAAGAAACCCGCUACCGCCUCGAGCGCGGCAUGUAA